This is a messenger RNA of Xenopus laevis (African clawed frog), 3827 nucleotides long. RefSeq lists its product as uncharacterized. NCBI's taxonomy places the organism in Eukaryota, Metazoa, Chordata, Amphibia, Anura, Pipidae. Bases 1167 to 3806 code for a protein of 879 amino acids. The transcript has 14 exons. The record is from RefSeq and is a predicted model, not a curated record.
CAAAAUCGCUCGUGGAGUCCUACCUUGAGGCUACUUAAAAAUAUUUAAAAUAUUAACCCAAUAGGAUUGUUUUCAAUAAGGAUUCAUUUUAUCUUAGCUUAGAUCAAGUACACGGCGCUAUUUAACAAGUACAGAGAAAAAAGGAAAUGAUUUUUAAAAAUUUGAGUUUGAUUAUAAUGGAGUCAAUUGAAGAUGCCCUUGUGUAUUUUUCAGGUUUCUAGAUAACAGGUUUUUGGAUAACUGAUCCAAAACCUGUAUAUAUACUGUAGUUAAGGGCACAUGGGUAUCUCCUGUAUACAAAGCAGGGAUUUAAUUCCCUGGAAACUGCUUAUUCCACCAGAGACCUCCCCCUUGCGUAUAUUCACUUUCAUUUAAUGUCUCAGACUCACCUUACCCAUCCCAAAAGCCACUGAAAGAUUUUGUUCAGCUCCUGCAUUAAAAUUAUGGUGUAAUACUUAUGGUCAGUCUUAGAAAUGGUGCCAGUUUUGAGAGCUUUUUUUUUUUUUUGCACAGAAUAUCUACUUUUCUCCCAAGUUGUUUCCCAUUACUAACGUUUGGCCGUUUUACAGAUACCUUUCCCUCUGAAACACUCCCUUUAAUAGUCUCUGUUUCCUGGGGAACCGUUGGCAGCCAGUAUUUGCUUGUGGUUCAUUUUUGCAUGUUACGUCAGCUUUUACGUGCAGCAGUGGUUUUCUAAGCUUCACAAAGCUCUCUGAAUUGGUUUCAUUCUGCAGGUGAGUCGACUAAUGGAGGAGGGAAGGUGAAAGAAGGGCUGGAUCCUCCUCUCACCUGGGGGCAGGUAACCUGACUCCAUCUAGGGUGUGACUGUCUGGAUCCCUCCCUGAAGGUGAUAGGCAUAGGACAAGACGUGAAAUGUCAACAGAACAUUCUUAUAUGAGCAUCCCCUCACGUACUUACAGAUGGAUUGAUUCUUACCCGUUUACAGAUCUUUCGAAAGUUGCUUUAAGAAUGUGAGAUGCUGACGUUUUGUUUAGGUCGUAUACUCUGUUGAAGACCGUAUCCAUUCCAGAACAGACCACCCCCAACUUCUGAUUUCAUACACACUUUCACCUUUUCUGCAAUGUCUUGGAGACAUUUGAAAAUUCAGCCAGUGAACCCCUUUAUCUGAUCUGCAUGAAUAUAACAUUCCAGAACAAAAUGCAGUAAUGCGAGAAGAAGACAACACCUUCAAGAAGGAUGAUUCUGUUUCCUCGGUGCUCUGCCCUUCUUAUUCUUGUUCCUCACCUCACAUCUGUAGCUCCUCAAUUGUUGCUCCCCUCCCUUUCCAACCCUCUUCAUCUUUUGAACCCCCUUCUGUCUACCCAUCUCUCCCCUCUGUCCCUAAUUCUAUCUGCCCAGAGGAUUCUCCUUUGUCAGACAAUUUAUUUUGUCCGUAUAGUUCCUCUAAUUUUCCUUCUUCUAAUGGUCAUUCUUUUCCCAGUCCUUACUGUCAGUCUGAACACCCUGUGCCUACAUGUGAUUUAAAUAUGCCUUCAGACAUUUCUAUUGAUUAUCUUCCACUCUAUCAUAAUUCUCCUAAUCACAUGCAACAUUCUAUCACCUCUCCUCAUACAUCCACAAACAAUGGCCCAGCUGGUAUCUCUUCAUUUUGCUUAUCUCCUGGAGAACAAUGUCCUAUGUGUUAUGCAGUACCUUCUAAUCCAGAUAAUAUCUCCUCCACAACUUUUGACCAGGUUCCAAGCACAUACACCAAUCCUCAUUCAGAAUCUUGUUUGAGCACUUCUUCAGAAAUUAGCCAAUGUAUCUCGCAUUCCUGCUUUUACAAACAUCCAUAUGAAGACUCUUGUAACAAUGUAGCCCCAGUUGAUCCUUUAACAUCGAUACCUACAUGUAUUUCCUCUGAUUUCUGUCUAUCUGAUGGACAGUCAAGAAACACUUCUCCUUCUCCAGACAACUGUUCCUCUUGCUCUUUGGCUCCCUCUACAUCUUUUAUUCCUAACAAGGACCUCAUACAUUUACACACAUUUUCCAGUCAUGUUGAAUUUUCUUCUUCACUGUCAAGCAAUACCCUCACAUGUUGUUCUCAUGCACCUUUGCCUAUGGCACCUCAUUUGUCCUCUGUGCACCUUGCCAGACAGAUGGAUUCUAAUGGAUGUAAAAUGUGUUAUGCAUCAGUGGAGAACCGGACCCGAAUGGAUGAAUACAAGCAUCAAUGUGAACAGUUCCUCGAUGAUCUGUCUCGAUUUGAAGACUGGUUAAAAGGAAUACAGAUGACAUUAUCUUUACCAGAUGUAUCCCAAGCUCUUCACAGAGAGGCCAAGUUGGCUCUGCGCAGGCAUGAGGUUGUGCUAAAGGAAUUGCGGGAAAAACUAUUGGACCUGGAGUCCUUGAACAUAAAAUACUGGAAGCUUGCACAAGUACCUCACCAGAUAUUUCUUCCCAAUAACCUUUGCAGUAGGAUGCAAGAAGUCAACCAGUUCUUGGACAAAGUUCAAAAGGAGGCUGAGGAAGUGAUUCAGGCACUAAAGAUAAGAGUUCAACAAAGAGAGGAGUUUGAUGCAGACCGGGAGGAGAUGAGACUUUGGCUUACAGAAAUGGACCUCGGACUGUCCAGUGUGGAAUAUAUGUAUAAUGGGAAUUCUACUGAGAAAAUACAUCGGCUGCAGGAAUUUCAGGAAGAUGUACGCAGUACUAUGAAGCGCAUGGAUAAACUCCUUGAGCGUGGGGAUCAACUGAUAGAAGAAAGUGAUCAACUUGAUGCUGAAUUUUUAGAGAAUGAAUUGAAGGAGUUGGGCUCCUACUGUCAAGACAUAUUCAUUCGAUUUUCCCGCUUCCAAAAACGUCUUGUGAGCACGAAGCUGGUUUUUGAAGAUAACUUGCUGGUUGAUGACCUGGAAACCAUGUCACUUGGCUCUUCUGAAGUUUUCUGUGAGCUAGAAAGAGAAGAUGUGGAAACUCAGAAUCCAUCUCUAAAACUGUCUGGCCCUUGUCUGCUGGCCUGUAAGCAGGAGGCUCCUGUGGGGGCACCAAAUGUUGACUUGGAGUGGGACCCUUUGGGUGAUGUUGGGACAUCUGAAUCUAUUGAUGGAGGAGAGUCUUUCCACACAGCUAACUCUGUGCCAUGGCGGGUUUUGCAUAGAGAGUCUGGGAGCAGCCUAAAUUCUGUCCUUUGGAGCCUGGGACCUGAGGCAAAUCAUGCCGGAGACACUGAGCAUUUUGGAGAUGUUAUGAAUACUAUAAAUCCAUCCUGGGACAGUCAAAGCUUGAAAAGAGAUGUGAAAGAAACUGACAGCCGGAGAGAAUUUACAGAUCCAUCAGCAAAACCUAACCUUUCAUCGGUGCCAUUCAACUCACUACAAGAGACAUUUGAAAAUGGAGAUGAUGCCAACACUUCAUGUACUGACCUAGCGGAUAGUAGAAAGAGUACACAUAGACUGGAAGCUGAAAAAGAGAUUAAAAUCACCCAGAAUUCCUCCAAGUCUCUGGCUGCUGAUCUGAAGGUUUUUAACUGCACCCAGGUGAACAGUUGUAUAUCACAGAGAAGACGUCAGUCCCAAAUGGAGAGGACACAGAAUUUGAUGCUACAUGCAAAAUGUGACAGAGAAGAGGUUUCUAUUCUCAUGGAGAGCAGCGAUGAAAUAUAUUAUGGGUGUAAAGGCAAAUCCUCCCAUUGCAAAGCAGCAUUCCUCCCGGUUUGGAUCAAGCGUCUGGUUUACCUUUUCCUGCUGAUUCUCUUUAUUGGUACUUGCCUGCUUGUUUUUCCAGUGGAUCAACCUCGCUGCUACUCACAUAGUUUUGCUUGGUCCUUAAUGCUCUCCUAUGUCAAUGGUCCACCCCCUACAUAAAAUCAGACUUUGUGAAAACUA